AUGCGGGGUUGGCAUUUGAUUGCAUGGAAUCGAGCUUUUUUGAAGGGGAUCGAUGUCAGUCCCCAUGAACGACAGCACAGAAUGAAGGUCGAAAAGAAAAGGGCACGCAUAUUUAUCGUGAAGUUCUUCGCUUUGCUGACGAUCUGGUCUCCAGUCACAUCACAUACCAGCGUUGCCGCGGCUACCCGGGCGGGGUAUGAAUAUUUCGUUGAUGUUGCCGCCGCUGCUCCUCGCACCAGGUUCGUAGAUGGCUCCUAUAUUGCCGCGAAGGCUGCCGCCACCGCCGCCGACGUCGCUGCCCCCUCCUGCCUCGUUGUCGCCUCCUCCCAUUACAGGUACGUCGAUGCCGCCACCGCGGCUGCCCCCUUCCCUACCGGGUUCCCCUCUUGCUAUCGGUAUGUUGAUGCCGCCACCGCUACCGUCCCCUUGGGCGCCUGCUUCAUCGGCGCCUCCCCCUACCGUUAUACUUACGCCGCCCCAGCCGCCGCCGCCCCCUUCUGUUCCGUGUUCGUCGGUGCCGUCCGCAUCCGUUAUAGGUAUGUCGAUGCUGCCAACUCCGCUGCCCCCUCCUGCUCCAGGUUCGGUGCCGCCCUGUCCCAUGCCGGGUCCGUAGAUAGCGACGACAUUGCGGCCCCGUCCUGUGCCCUCACCGUAUCCAUAGACGGCGCCAACAUUGCCGCCGCCGCCGCCGCCGCCCACACCCGCUCCAUGGGUGACGUCCGGGCCCAGUUCAUAGAUGGCUCCGACGUUGCCUCCGCCCGCCGGGCCCAGUCCAUAGGUAGCGCCGAUGCUACCUCCGCCCGCCGGGCCUAGUCCAUAGGUAGCGCCGAUGCUGCCUCCGCCCGCCGGUCCCAGCCCAUACGUAGCGCCGAUGCUGCCGCCGCCUGCGCCAGGUCCAUAGAUGGCGCCGAUGCUGCUGCCGCCGCCUGCGCCAGGUCCAUAGAUGGCGCCGAUAUUGCCGCCUCCUGCGGCGCCAGGUGCGUAGGUGGCGCCGGUAUUGCCGCCUCCGGCGGCGCCAGGUGCGUAGGUGGCGCCGGUAUUGCCGCCUCCGGCGGCGCCAGGUGCGUAGGUGGCGCCAACGUUGCCCCCCCUCUGGCGUUGGAACGGUAGAUGCUGCCGACGUUGCCCCCCCCUCUGGCGUUGGAACGGUAGAUACCUCCAAUAUGGCCGCUGCCUUCCUCGCCGGGUCCGACGACGCCGCCGACUCUGCCGCCGCCUUCCUCGCCGGGUCCGAAGACGCCGCCAACCCUGCCGCCGCGGCCCGAGAUGUGGUCAGACAUGUCGCCACCCGGGUUCUCCUGCCGACAAAACAAAUUAUGAAGGCGCUAGGAGCAAUUGAUCACUUGAUCGAAGACCAAUACACAACAAUUUCCAGGCGUUGGUUGAUCGAUAUAUACAGGCUUCCGAUCAAGAAAUGGAAUAAGACCCUGGCCUUUACUUUUCGCUGCAAUGGUCCAAUGACGACGAGACAGUGGUUCCUUUUCUUCUUUUUUUUUGGUACAGCCGACGGUGGUUUCUUCGCGCGUAAGUAAAUUGACCUUUUUUUUAACAAAAAUGUAAAUCGAUGGCUUUGCUGAA
Molecule: messenger RNA, 1578 nt
Organism: Phoenix dactylifera (date palm)
Lineage: Eukaryota; Viridiplantae; Streptophyta; Magnoliopsida; Arecales; Arecaceae
Source: RefSeq, a predicted model, not a curated record